AUGCCGGAAACGAAGGACAAGUCUAAGGUGCACAAGUUAUCCAUCAAAGGAUCGGCCAAGCUUGUCUCCGAAUUCUUUGAAUACUCGAUCAAUUCGAUCCUGUUCCAACGUGGGGUCUAUCCUCCUGAGGAUUUCACAGCUAUCAAGAAAUAUGGCCUCAACAUGCUGGGUUUGUGGAUCACGUUCCCCGGAAUCAACAUCAACUCGUCUAACCUCAGAACAGUUUCGGCCGACGACCAGGUCAAAGCCUAUAUCAAGAAGAUCAUGUCGCAGUUGAGAGAGUGGAUGCAAGGAGGGAAAAUAUCUAAGCUCGUGGUGGUCAUCACAGACAAGGAGACCGGUGAACAUGUGGAAAGGUGGCAGUUCGACGUUGAAAUCUUCGGCAAGCAAUCGAGGAGCAGGAGCGCCCAAAAAUCUGGCGACAAAGAGAACAGUGCCUCGGGAGAUGCAAACACGCAGCCUGCCGAACCUGUUGAGAAGACAGAGAAGCAAAUCCAGGAGGAAAUCCAAGCCAUCUUCCGCCAGAUUACCGCCUCUGUCACAUUCCUCCCCGUCCUUGACGGCGACUGCACAUUCAAUGUUCUUGUCUAUGCCGACGCUGAUUCAGAUGUGCCCGUAGAAUGGGGUGACAGCGAUGCCAAGGAGAUCAAGAAUGCAGAGAAGGUUCAGUUAAGAAGCUUCAGCACGAACAACCACCGAGUGGGAACUUUGGUUAGCUACAGGCUGGCAGAUUAG
Molecule: messenger RNA, 735 nt
Organism: Penicillium bovifimosum
Lineage: Eukaryota; Fungi; Ascomycota; Eurotiomycetes; Eurotiales; Aspergillaceae
Product: spindle checkpoint protein MAD2
Exons: 7
Coding region: 1-735 (244 amino acids)
Biological process (GO): mitotic spindle assembly checkpoint signaling
Cellular component (GO): nucleoplasm; cytoplasm; kinetochore
Source: RefSeq, a predicted model, not a curated record